Phragmites australis (common reed) is the source of this 1005-nucleotide messenger RNA. Its product is annotated as probable helicase MAGATAMA 3. Lineage: Eukaryota; Viridiplantae; Streptophyta; Magnoliopsida; Poales; Poaceae. The record is from RefSeq and is a predicted model, not a curated record.
AUGGUGCUCUGCCUCGGCUAUAUCGGGAGGGCGACGAGGGAAUGGAGAGAAUGCAACAUCUUGAUUAUUGACGAGGAAGCCAACCUAAAAGAAUGUGAAUCAAUGAUCCGUCUUGCAAUCAGAGGGAUAAAACAUGUCAUGCUCAUUGGGGAUAACAAGCAGCUACAAUCAAUGGUAAAGAGCCUGAUUGCUAAAGAGGCUAAGUAUGGAUGAAGCCUCUUUGAGAGAUUAUGUGAAAUUGGUUACUACAAGCACUUGCUAAAUGUGCAAUAUAGAAUGCACCCUUCCAUCAGCCAGUUUCCAAAUGAAAACUUUUAUGAUGGAAAAAUUAUAGAUGGUCCAGAUGCCAAGGACCAUAACAACAUUUAUCUCCCUGGCAAUAUUUUUGGUGCUUAUCAUUCAUUCAUCCAUGUUGAAGAUGGUAUGAAAGAGCACAUUGGUCAGAGUUCAAAAUAUAUGGUUGAGGCUGCUAUAGCAGCCAAUAUUGUUGACAGACUUGCUGAAGGUUGCAGCAUGCUCCAACCAGAAGAAAAAACCAAAGUUGGUGUAAUAUCUCAAUAUGCAGCCCAAGUAACUGCUUUGCAAGAAAGAAUUGGAAAUUUUCAGUACCAUGAGUUUCUCUAUGUUAAAGUACACACUGCUGAUUCAUUUCGUGAUGAGAAGGACAUAAUAAUACUUUCAAUAGUUAGAUGCAAUUAUGGUGGGAAUGUAGGCUUUCUCGAUUCUGAUAGGAGAGCUAAUGUGGCCUUGACAAGAGCAAAGUAUGCCCUUUGGAUCCUUGGACAUGAAACAACUCUCCUUAACAGCAAUUCAAUAUGGUGUAGUUUUGUCCAAGAUGCGAAGAGAUGUCAAUGUUGCUUUAAUGCUCGUGACGACAAAUAUCUAGCUAGAACAAUCGAUGAGCUUAAGGUGAGAACCCUGGCACAAGACCAGAAGUACCACGGGUCGGAGAGCCUGCACUGGCAGAAGGGGCUGCAGGGGCGGGAGUGCCCAGACAGGCAGUAG